AUGACUAGUGUUGAUGACUUCCAGGCCGCCAUUUCCGACGCUUGCCGCAACUACUACGAUGCUACGACUCAGCCCUACAACAAAACGAGAGUGUUGGCCGUCUUUUGGGAGAAGGAUGAGAGCGCAGGCCUUGGUAAGAAGGCCAGAAUUGUCCGUGACGUCUUUCAGCGGUCUUAUGGCUAUGAUGCCGAGCUUUUAGCCAUCAAAAUGACAGAUCCAAACCCAGAUAUCACGCUUUCUUUCAACCUCGGUCGAUUACUCAGUGGACUCAACAAAGGCGAUCUGGCUAUUUUUUAUUACACGGGCAACGGCGACCGAGGGGCUUUCCAGCAAGUGCGAGCCCAGAUCAUCGACCCAUCUCCUGCUGACGUCCUCAUUCUUUUGGACUGCUGUGUUACUCCUGGGAAAGACAUUGGACAUCGCAACCCGUCUGGAUUUACCGACGCCCUCGUCCAGCAACUCCAGCAUGCCAUUGACAAUCAACACAUCCUGUCCACGGCUCAAAUCUACAGCCGUCUGGCCACUCGACACUUGGCCACUCAGUACUUGGCCAUUCAGGGCCGAAUUUCUCAGCUCAGUGCCAUGCCCUACUUCCUCCAGAACUCGGGGGAGGGCCGAGCACCUAUCAUGCUAGCUCCCAAAAUGGCUCAUGAAAGUUGGACUCCAGGUGACGUCUUGGCAACCUUCAACAGCCCAGUCAUUGUCAUUCUUCGCGUCCAUCUUCGAGAUGCUCACGCUUCCACUUGGAACCAAAUAAGACAGUGGCUCCUCGAAAACCGUUGUCAUAAUAUCGAUGGGAUCAGGAUCAAGUCUACGUUCCCGUCUUUGCCCAAGGGUGCGAUUGGCAUCAUAGAGGUUACCUUAGAUAAAUGGUACACGCUCCGUGAGGACCCUGCCAUUUCAUUCAUUGGCUUUGAGGAAAAUCACGAUCCUUGUAUACAUAUUCCAACAGUUAUGCCAGGUGCUAUACGACCCAUUUGUAUAAAUCAGAUUUAA
Messenger RNA from Fusarium vanettenii 77-13-4, 996 nucleotides. RefSeq lists its product as uncharacterized. The record is from RefSeq and is a predicted model, not a curated record. NCBI's taxonomy places the organism in Eukaryota, Fungi, Ascomycota, Sordariomycetes, Hypocreales, Nectriaceae. Bases 1 to 996 code for a protein of 331 amino acids. The transcript is spliced from 2 exons.